AUGGACUGCGUAGGCGUCGAGGUCGCAAGCCCUCCCAAUAUCGAAGCAACCAAUACCGAGGGCAUAUAUACGCCAUCUUCCCUCCAGAAGGCGAACAUCGAGCCUUCCGCUAGCUCAGCAUCGACCAACCCCCAGGCUUAUGUGGGUGACAUAUCCUUUAUGUCCCCUGUGACAUCUCAGCAUGAGCCGUUGCAGUUGCCAGUGGCUCUGAGAUCUACCCGUGAUAGUUUCUCCGGUGCGUUGAUCAGAACUAUGGGGGCAACAUCACUUCCACCGCAAGGCAAAAUUGACGGUCUCGUCGAUAUAUAUUUCAAAAACCUCUAUCAUCGUGCUCCCAUCGUUGACCGAAAGGAUCUGUUAGCUGGCAAAUCGUCAGUUUUGCUCUUGCAGAGCCUCUGUUUAAUUGGUACUCUUCUCCGGCAUCCCGGUAUUGAGUCUACUCUUGAAGAAAGCGAGAGAUAUUACUGCAAAGUCAAGGCGCUGUUAUAUGUGAACCAUGAAAAGGACCACCACACCGUACUCAAGUGUCUUUGCUUCUUACUAUUCAGAAAUUAUACACCACCCACGGUGGUGAGUCUUGAUUGCUCGUGGCACUGGAUGGGAAUGGCAGUGCGCCUUGCUCAGCAGAUGGGCCUCCACCGUGAGCCGACCUAUGCAAAUCUCCAAAAUUCAGGGAAUGCGCGCCGGAUUAUGUGGUUCCUAUUUGUUGAAGAUAAACUUCAGACAGCUUGUUUUGGACGCCCAUCCACCGUCGGGUCGUUGGAAUUUGAUUUACGGCCCCUGAGACUGACCGAUUUUGAUUGCCAAAACAGCCAGGCCGAGCUAUUUGUCGAAUACGUGAAACUCAAUGUUAUUCUCGGCAAGAUACUCGACAGUCAUAGCCGGAAGAACGAUUUUGCAUACUCAGAGGCAACAUCUAUCCUGCAAUCAUUACAAAAUUGGCUCCACAGCCUUCCAGAUCAUCUUCAAUUAUAUAACGAAUUCGAUCGCUCCCCUUUUAGGCGAGAUGUUCAUGAGAUCCAUAUCAACUACUUUGUCUGUGUGAUCGUGUUCUGCCGCCUCCUUGGUAUCUCGAUCCCACGUUCCACAGCAACAGCCGCAUCCUUGGUGGCAUCAUCCUGCAUUGCUCGACUAUAUGAAGAAAUGCAUUUUCGCGACGAGAUAAACUAUCUAAUGCCAAUGAAUAACUGGUUCCUUAUGGCAGGGUGUGCGCCACAAAUUCACCAGAACGCGGUCAGCCGCGGAAAAGACCAGCUUUGUACCGAAGAAUUACGUAUAUUUACGAAGGUGCUGGAAUACAUGCGCAUAAAGUGGCCUGCAACUGGGACGCUCCUGGAUAUCCUAGCGCGACUAUGCGCCAUUGACUCCAACGAGGUUCUUCGUCACGGCCAGGAUGCAAAUGGAUCCCAGGACACAGAGUGUAUGAAUGGAUCAUGGACAAUACGUGUGCCGGGCUCCGAGGUUUUGAAGGGAUUGUUUCCAUUCCCAAGUACGCUUAGCCCUCGUUUGGUGUUGGUUGAAGAAGAAAGUGAGGAAUUCGACGACCAACUAGUGCCCGAAAAGUCCUGGGACCUGGGAGAUGAUGACUUGGACUGGAUUUUCAACCAGUAUCAGCUGGCAUUUUAA
This is a messenger RNA of Penicillium riverlandense, 1626 nucleotides long. RefSeq names its product fungal specific transcription factor domain-containing protein. The record is from RefSeq and is a predicted model, not a curated record. Bases 1 to 1626 code for a protein of 541 amino acids. The transcript has 4 exons. Gene Ontology annotation, biological process: DNA-templated transcription. Gene Ontology annotation, molecular function: zinc ion binding; DNA binding. NCBI's taxonomy places the organism in Eukaryota, Fungi, Ascomycota, Eurotiomycetes, Eurotiales, Aspergillaceae.